Molecule: messenger RNA, 2379 nt
Organism: Heterostelium album PN500
Lineage: Eukaryota; Evosea; Eumycetozoa; Acytosteliales; Acytosteliaceae
Exons: 4
Coding region: 1-2379 (792 amino acids)
Source: RefSeq, a predicted model, not a curated record
AUGUCUACUAAUAUUUAUUUGUUUUUAAUCAUUAUUUCUUUAUUACUCUUGCAAUUACAUUACUUUCGUUUUAACAACUAUAUGUCUCAUCAACCUAUUACAUUUGAAUGUUGGGUUCAUGAGAAUCAACUCCCUCCAUCUAAAUUAUUAUUCAAAGAUGUCAAAGAUUACGAAGACAUGAAAAAAACAAUUAUCAGAGAAUACAGCAUUAAAGAAACACCAGGAAAUGUUAAUCUGUAUUCACUUGAUCCAACAAAUAAUAAUAAUAUUCAACCUCUAGAUGUUAGAGCAAAUAUUCACCCAACUCCUUUGGAUAUUUAUUAUACUGUGCUAACUCCCUCUCUUUCAUUUAAUCAAACAACUCAACAACAAGAGUUCAAAGUAGGACAAAUUCUUUAUAGAGAAUACAAUGAUUACGAUAUCGAAUUCGUAGAGAGAGAUUCAUUUUUCGACAUAAUUGUUUCAAACCUUUCGGAAGGAUUCAACUAUAGAGGUACCGUAGAAAAACAAAAGCAAGUUUUUUUCUUGAUAGCAGGUGGAUCUGGAACUGGUAAAAGUAGAGCGGCCUAUGAAUUAUCACGUAUACCAGAGGCCAAGCUCAUUGGAAUAGAUCAAAUUUUAAGAAGAUCACUACAAUCAGCCAUAUAUAUCGAGAUCAAUUUCUUGAAUGGUUCAAGUUAUCACCCCCAGCUGGAUAGUUUGUCUGCUGAUAUUCGCAUUGGCAUGCGUCUUGCAAUAUCAUCUGGGAUUUAUGGUUGCAAAGUUAUUGAUCAUCUAAUCGCUUCUUCAAGCAGAUUUACAAUUAAUCAAGUAAUAGACGAUUUAAUUAUAUCUGUUCAACAAAAUGGUAGCCCAAUUACUCAAUCCAAUCCACUUACCAUCAUUUUACAUUUGGACGAAUUUCAACAAUAUAUUAAAUCAUUACCACAAUCUGACAAUAAUCAUAAAAGUGAGAGUUUUAAACUAUUAUUAGAUGCCAUUGGUGAAAUAAUGGUUAAAAGAAAAGAUAUUUUUUUAAUACCAGUUUGCACCGGAACAUCUUCAAUCGAUAUAAUUCUGAUCAAAUAUCAUGGUUUGUUUGAAACUGGUCUUGGUGACACUGGAUUCAUUCCUAGAGAAAUCAGUUUUUAUUUAAGAUGUUGUAAUAGUUAUUUGUUUGAGUUUUCUAAAAGGUGCUAUGAUAAGAUUAGCAGGUUAAGCAUGUCAUCCAUUACCAAUUUAAAAGUAGUGAAAAAAAUUCUUUUAUUGGCAAUCACACAAACACCAGUAACAUUAUCAACUAAACUUGGUGAAUUGGAUGGCAAUCAAAUUACAGUGAACCAAAUAAGAAUGUGCGGAAACUUAUAUUUGGAACAGAUAGAUACUGUUAGUACAGAUUCUGAGGAAUCUGCUCAUGUUGACCACAAGAGAAAGAGCAAAUUGUUUGACUUAACUCCACAAAAGUCUCAAAAGUCAUAUUCAUCAUCAUUACCUUCAAGACUUUCCACUUCAUCUACAGAUUCAUCUACAGAUUCAUCAUCAUCAACAUCAUCUGCCUCAUCAUCAAAUUCAGUCGAGGAAAGAGAUUCUACUCAAUACACCAUAUUUAUUAGUUUCUAUAACAUGGUGGUUCUCAAUUCAUUACUGGUUGACAAGAGAUUAUUUCCUUCAGAAUUACUAUUUUUCCCGUCUCCCACCAAAUUCUGGACAUGGAAGGAUUUUGAAGAGUUGUUCCCAAGAAUCUGUAUUGCCAAAAUCAAUGCUCAUGUUAAGCUUAAACAUAACCUCACUAUUCAAUUAUUAUUAAAAGGUGUAUAUGGUAUCGAGGAAAUUACUAACGAUAUACUGACUUCCUUUCCAAAAAAGGUAAUUAAAUUAAGAAUUCAAUUGAUAAUCGAACUCAAUAUUAAUAAUUUACAACAGGUUAUAUUUGAUGAAGAAACAAACCCAUUUAAUGCACCAAAUUUUGAAGACACUGCCAUUCAUGUUUGUAAAAGAAACACCGAGACAAUUGACCACAUCUUUAAAUUAACAGGCAGGCAAGGUAUAACCAGUAUUUUUGUCCAAUGCAAGUUCUCAGACAAUUUUAAAAAUAAGAAGAUAUACCAGAUAUCCAAUAGUGAAGUAAUUGAACUUGCUGGUCAUUUUUUCAGUAAGCUUGACGAUUCUAUAUCCGCAAACACUGUUUAUUUCCUGGUUACCAAUCGUAUUGUAGAUAAAUCAGUAAUUGAAGAUUUUCAAAAAAAGAAAGAUAGAAAAAAAUUCAAGAUCAAUCAAUUCUUAUUCGUUUUAUCAUAUCACAACUUUAACACCUUCUUCACUCGUACAUUCGCACACAGAGGCUUGAUUGACACCAAUAUUAAUGGUAAACAAUUUAAGGAUCAUACUAUAAUAAAUUAA